ACACACACGGUUGUCCUCCCCGGCUCGGCUCCACCUCGCUCGGCGGGUGUGUGAAGAAGCUCCAGCCCGUUAUUUCAAGGUUAUCUCCUGCAGGAGCUUCACUUUUCGGAUCCUAUGGGAAUUCUGAUAACCGCAGUUUUUCUUUGGGCUGCUGUCGGAGUGGGAAGCCGGCCAGUAUCCUCACCCCUUAAUGAUGCAAAGGUUGAAUGUAUUAUUCAGGAGACACUGAAUGAAGAUGGGUCACAACAGGAGUGUGGCCCACAGCUGGCAGAGGAACUUGAUGAAGUGCAAAGACACCAGGGUUUGCUCAGGGAGCUGCAGAGGUUGGCUGAUGAUGAGAGAGACAGGGAGCACGAGGACGGGAGGGAGAAGGAGCGGUACGAGUACAACUUGGCUGACGACGAGAGCGACUUCGAGCAGAGGGAUGAAGAGGAGGAGGAGAAGGAGGAGAGAAACAUGACCAGUCUUGGGAAAAAGACAGAGGAGAAGAACGAAGAGAAGACAGAGGGAGAUGACACCAAAGAGAGUGUGAUGGAGAGGCCACGAAUUGAAGACAGAGGGAGCGACGAUGAAGAGGAGAGAGCCAAGGAGCUUGAGGAGCUGUUGGCUGAAGAGAUCACCAAGAAAGGGAAGGAGGAGAGGAACGAUGAAGAGCUCAAAGAACUGCUGAAAGAGUUGAAAAAGAAGCGAUACGAGGCGGUGAAGGAGAGGGAGAUCCAGAAAAGCACUGGAACAGAGCAGGAGGAGGAGAUGGAGGAUAAGAAGGAAAAGAAAGACAAAGAGAAUGAAGGAGAAACAGUGGAGGACAUGGAGAAGCAGAGGAUCGAGGAGAGGAGGAAGAACGAGGUGGAGCUGAUGGUGGAGAAGGAGAAGGUGGAGAAGGAGCUGAAGGAGCUCCUCAAAGAACAGGACAGCAAGAAUAAGCCACAGCAGGAGAGGGAGAGGGAGAGGAAGGAGAAGCAGGAGGAGCUGGAUGAACUUGUGAGGAAGAUGAAGCGGGUGCAGGAGGAGGACGAGCAGGAGACACAGGUCAGGACAAAAGAGGACAAGGUGGCUGAAGUGCCGGUGAAGGAGAAUAGUGAAAAGAAGGUGGGAGAAGGAGAAAAGGAGCCCGACGAGAAAGCAGAGAAUGAAGUGAAGAAGAAGGAGGAGGCGGUGGCGGCUGAGGUGAAGGAGCCGCAGCAGAAGAGAGUGAUGGAGAAGGCGAGUGAUGAGGCCACACGGCAGUUUGAGCGGGAAAGGUACAAGGAUGAGGAAGAAGAGGAGGAAAAUGGAGAGGAUGAGGAAGAUGAGGAUGAGUACGUCCGAGAAGAUGAGGAGGGGCAAGAGGAGGAAGACGAUGACGAGGGCGACGCCGAAGAAGACGAAGGGGAGGAGCUGCUGGAGAUUGAAGCAGAGCUGCGUAAAGUCGCUGCAGAGCUGAGGGAGCUUCGCAGAGGAUAAGACACACGAUUGCACACACACACACACACACACACACACACACACACACACACCAGACUGACAAACCCCUUUGUUGCAUUCAAAGUCACACACUCAGCUCACACAUUUUCCAUUUAACAGCCUUCAAAUCCCAUCAGCACUCAGAGAAAUAUUCUCAGAUGUGAAUCUGUAAAUGUAGUAGAAACUGUACAUACUGUUGUUUCAUUUCUGCUUCUAGAUCACCUGGAGAAAAAAAGGUGUCACUGUUUCCUCAAUGCUCAUGAAUGUUUUUUUUUUUGCGUAUUGAGGAAAAAGAGAUGCGUUUUCCGGAGAAUCUGAAAGCCUGUUGUGUCCAUCACUCGUGUCCCUGUCUCUGUACCUGUAAAUGCUGUUUGUAAGGUUAGGCAGGUGAUUUCACUUCAGUUGUAAACCGCCAUCUUGGAUGCAAAGCAUUCAGCACUUUUCAUUCACAUGUUAAUUUUGACUGUGGAUUGCCAACCACACAAACACCAUCAUCUUUGAAAUCUGAGUCACGAAUACUGGCAGUCAGUGUUCUCUACUAUAAGUAAUAUGUGUAUUUCAAUAUAUAUUUUGUGCAAUAAUUGAUAACUAUGUGUAAGCUGUUCCUGCUGUUCUGACUGUUAACGAUAUAUAUAUAUAUUACGGAUAUUUCUACACAGGAGUAAGUCAUUAUUUCCUCUUCAUUUCUUUGAUGAUAAAGUAGAAACAAGGAUUGUGUUUUAUUUGGCUUACGCACUGUUAAAACCAGACUGUUUGUGACGAACUGGGGUGACACGAAACAAAACACAGAAGUUUGUCGCGCGCGGUAAGUGUGUGGCGACAGGACGUGAUGUACUUAGAGCUUACAAGGUCUAAAAGUGUCACCUCAGGUUCUCAGCCAGCUUUGCACUCUUAUCUUAACAAGCCAAGGAAGAGCCGAGGGAAGAGGGAGACACUAAAGCCAUUUUGUUGUCUUUGGUAACAGCAACACUGACAAUAACAUUUAUAAACGCUCAGUCGUGUUACUUCACAGUUUUCAUGGCUGUCAUGUCAUUUGUGUAAAUAUCAGAUAUCAUGGUCUGUAAGCCAAGGUCAUAGGAAAUAUGAAGUAACAGCGCCCCCAAGAGGACACUGGGUAGAAAUGCACAUGGUGCAGGAUUAACAGGGUUACCACUGGAGGCCCACUUAACUGCAAUAACACAAUAUAGACUACAGCACACAUGAAUGCAAUAAUUACUCAAAUAAUUCAUAAUUUCAUGUAUUUUAAUAUGUAAUCAAAGUGCAUCAUAUUGUACUCAUCUAGCAAAUAUAAUCUCUCUUUUUUCUACACAGCCAAGAUUUACAAUACAUUUGUGUAUUUGAACACUGGCAAGUAGCCGGUCAACUUGUGAAAACACAUUAGUAAUAAGACACGUAAUCAGUCAACACUGAUGAGCUCGUUGCUGUCUAUUCCAAAGAGGAGCUGUUUGUUCACUUGAGAAUAAAUGAAAAAUGAAUGUACUGUAGUUUUCUUUUUCUAUAGAAGCAAAAUGUUUCCACAUAAUGUAACUUACAAACAAGCAAGAAAGAUGUAUAGGAAAUGUCUGUGAGGGGUGGGGGGGGUGGCGGGUGACAUAUUGGGCAUAGAGGACAUUUCAAAGAACAGGAAAAAAAAACACCAUUUGUAAUAUUACUGGCCAAUCAGAGUGCUGUAUUUUGUGCCUGCUGUAUCUUCUUCUAUGCUACCUGUCAAUCAAUAAACGGAAAGUGGAUUAAA
This is a messenger RNA of Seriola aureovittata, 3178 nucleotides long. RefSeq names its product cilia- and flagella-associated protein 251. Lineage: Eukaryota; Metazoa; Chordata; Actinopteri; Carangiformes; Carangidae. The record is from RefSeq and is a predicted model, not a curated record. Bases 115 to 1443 code for a protein of 442 amino acids. The transcript has 6 exons.